Molecule: messenger RNA, 258 nt
Organism: Menidia menidia (Atlantic silverside)
Lineage: Eukaryota; Metazoa; Chordata; Actinopteri; Atheriniformes; Atherinopsidae
Source: the annotation of a GenBank genome assembly
AUGACCACUCUGGAGGCUGGGGUUGCUGUCCAGUCCACCAUGGAGCAUGAUCUGAGAAUGGGACUGUCUCUGUGGUCCAUUGUGGCCAUUGUUUGUAACUCCGUGGUGGGCGUCCUCAUCCUCAUCCUCUUUGUCAUCCUUUACAAGGCCUGCAAGGGCCCCCUCUGGGUCCCCGGACCAGAGCUUGGGAUUCCUCACCCGGAAGUGGGUGGUGGACUCACCGUCACCCAACUGGUCACACCACCGUCGACACAGUGA